Messenger RNA from Symbiodinium sp. CCMP2592, 612 nucleotides. NCBI's taxonomy places the organism in Eukaryota, Dinophyceae, Suessiales, Symbiodiniaceae. The record is from the annotation of a GenBank genome assembly.
AUGGCGAAGCUUUCUCCUGAGUACGCCUUCAGCCUCCUCAAGUCCAUGAACGACGAGGAGAAAUCCCGCUUUUUGAAGCAGCUGGAACAGGACCCACUGCUUCCAUCAGCCACGGAGAGCUCAUCCUCGGCAGAUGCGCCCGCCACGCACAAUGAUUACGGCUUACCUCCUGCAGUGCCGACAACUUCGAAACCCCCGCCAGCUGCCUCUCCACCCGCUUCGGCCGCUGAGGUGCAGCCCGAUGCAGAUCAUGGGGGAGACGCAGAUCCUACGGGACCCACUUUGGCUGGCACUGCUGGGGGCGGCACCGCUGGCAAUGGAGGGAACGGGGUUGCGACCGCGAAGAAACCCGAGGUGAAGGAGCCACCACCAAAGCCUCCUUCGUCUUCCGCUUCGGCUCCCCCGCCGCUGGAGGCAAAAAGCUUGGCCACACCGCCGAAGCCCGCUUCGGCUACUGGCGCUCCCACUUCUACGAUGCCACGUGCCCUGCCGGCGGCCAAGGAAAGGCGCGGGCACCACUGGGAAACAGACGCCCGCUUCCUCUUCGGCUACCGCUGCCCCGGGGAAACCGGGCGCCACUUCUGGCGAGCGACGCCCCAGCGACCCGCUUAA